UUUUAAUCGAACGCUCACAGCAAAAUGAUCGACAGGAGAGUGUUAACAGUCAUAUUAAGUGCCAUUUUUCUUAAAAUUGUUGUUAGUCUUUCACACAAACAUAAUGUUUGUCAUUCUUGGGAUGGUUAUUACACGGAUAAAGAUUGUUAUUACAAUCCAGAUCAACAUUCGGAAUUAGCUGAAAUUGUUCAAAGACGCGGUUACACCAUCGAAGAAUACCAAGUAGAAACCAAGGAUCAUUAUUAUUUAAAAGUAUUUCGUAUCCCAAAACCUGGAAAAACCCCGAUUUUUUUAAUACAUGGUUUAUACUCUUCUUCAAUUAGUUUUGUGUUAGCGGGGAAUCAUUCUUUAGCAUUUGUGCUUGCCGAAGCUGGAUAUGAUGUUUGGUUGGGAAAUUUUAGAGGUAGCAGAUAUUCUAGAGGACAUAAAUUUUUACAUGAUGAUAGUUUCAAAUAUUGGGAUUUCAGUUUACAUGAAUUAGGAGUUUAUGACAUUUCAACUCAAUUGGAAUUAAUCAACAAAAUUACUGAAAAACCUAUCGCUUAUAUUGGAUUUUCUUUAGGAACUAUUGCAGGCCAUAUUUAUUCAGCUACUUAUCCAACUAGGGCUAAACAAAUAAUAAAAGUGAUGAUUUCAAUGGCACCUACAGCGUUAUUAGAAACUUCAAUAUCUGGUUUGAGAACUAUUGGACCUUUAUUUCCAUCAAUAGCUGCAACGGUAAAUGCAUAUUCUCAUGGAGAACUUCUUCCUCGAAACGGUGUAAUAAAAAAUGUCAUAAACAGUAUUUGUUUACCGUAUCCGCACCAGAUGAGAUCUUGCUUAGCUAUAAUUCAAUCUGGAUUUGGUUUUAGUGAAGAUCAAAUUAAUCCGGAAACACUCUCCAUCAUUUUAGCUCAAGACCGCGACAGUAUCUCAAUGAAAGUCGUUCUUCAUCAACGCCAAAUUGUUCAUUCAAGAAAAUUUCGUCAAUUCGAUUAUGGGCAUAGUGGUAAUGUAAAAGAAUAUCAUCAAGAUGUUCCUCCAUUAUAUCAUUUGAAUGAUAUUAGAGUUCCUAAUCAUUUUAUAAGGGCCAAAGGAGAUUUAUUAGGAACAAAAAAGGCAGUUGAAGAAUUAUAUCAUUACCUCCCUGAUGAUGUUCAAAAAGGCAUUUACGUUGUUGACCAUCCAACGUUCUCUCACACCGAUUUCUUAUGGGGAAAAGAUGCUUAUUAUCUUGUUUACAAACAUAUUUUGGAAUUCCUCUCUACAUUCAAGUAAAAUUCCGUUGAUACAACUUUUUCUUUAUUAUUUUAUUUUGUUGUUCAUAUUUAAAUCAGCAUUGAAAGGAAAGAAUUUGAGUGUUAAUUAAAAAAAAAACCUUAAAAAAGAA
Onthophagus taurus is the source of this 1369-nucleotide messenger RNA. Its product is annotated as gastric triacylglycerol lipase-like. Gene Ontology annotation, biological process: lipid metabolic process. The record is from RefSeq and is a predicted model, not a curated record. Gene Ontology annotation, molecular function: hydrolase activity, acting on ester bonds. Lineage: Eukaryota; Metazoa; Arthropoda; Insecta; Coleoptera; Scarabaeidae.